GUCCAGAAAGAACUUUCUCCUGCCUGAGCCUGGAUUAAUCAUGAGAGAGCUUGUCAACAUUCCACUGGUACAUAUUCUUACUUUGGUUGCCUUCAGCGGGACUGAGAAACUUCCAAAAGCCCCUGUCAUCACCACUCCUCUUGAAACAGUGGAUGCCUUAGUUGAAGAAGUGGCUACUUUCAUGUGUGCAGUGGAAUCCUAUCCUCAGCCUGAAAUUUCCUGGACCAGAAAUAAAAUUCUCAUUAAGCUCUUUGACACCCGGUACAGCAUUCGGGAGAACGGUCAGCUCUUCACCAUCCUGAGCGUGGAAGACAGCGAUGACGGCAUUUACUGCUGCAUAGCCAACAAUGGCGUGGGAGGAGCUGCCGAGAGCUGUGGAGCUCUGCAAGUGAAGAUGAAACCUAAAAUAACUCGUCCUCCCAUAAACGUAAAAAUAAUAGAAGGAUUAAAGGCAGUUCUACCAUGUACUACAAUGGGCAAUCCGAAACCAUCAGUGUCGUGGAUCAAGGGGGACAGUGCUCUCAGGGAAAACUCCCGCACUGCGGUUCUUGAAUCCGGGAGUUUAAGGAUUCAUAAUGUGCAAAAGGAAGAUGCAGGACAUUAUCGAUGUGUGGCAAAAAACAGCCUCGGGACGGCAUAUUCCAAGUUGGCGAAGCUGGAAGUUGAGGUUUUUGCCAGAAUCCUGCGGCCUCCUGAAUCCCACAAUGUCACCUUUGGCUCCUUUGUGACCCUGCGCUGUACAGCAACAGGCAUCCCUGUCCCCACCAUCACCUGGAUUGAAAAUGGAAACGCUGUUUCUUCUGGAUCCAUUCAAGAAAGUGUGAAAGACCGAGUCAUUGACUCAAGACUGCAGCUGUUUAUCACCAAGCCAGGACUCUACACAUGCAUAGCUACUAAUAAGCAUGGAGAGAAAUUCAGUACUGCAAAGGCUGCAGCCACCAUCAGUAUAGCAGAAUGGAGUAAACCACAGAAAGAUAACAAAGGCUACUGCGCCGAGUACAGAGGGGAGGUGUGUAAUGCUGUCCUGGCAAAAGAUGCUCUUGUUUUCUUCAACAACUCCUACGCAGACCCUGAGGAGGCCCAAGAACUACUGGUCCACACUGCCUGGAUUGAACUGAAAGCAGUGAGCCCAUUCUGCCGGCCGGCUGCUGAAGCUUUACUGUGUAACCACAUCUUCCAAGAAUGUAACCCUGGGGUGGCACCUACUCCUACACCCAUUUGCAGGGAAUACUGCCUGGCAGUAAAGGAGCUCUUCUGUGCAAAAGAAUGGCUAGCGGUGGAAGAAAAGACCCACAGGGGACUCUACAGAUCUGGGAUACAUCUGCUCUCCAUGCCGGACUGCAACAAACUCCCCAGCAUGCACUGGGACCCCAUGGCCUGUACCAGACUGCCAUAUUUAGAUUAUAAAAAAGAAAACCUAACAACAUUCCCACCAAUGACGUCCUCAAAGCCGAGUGUGGACAUUCCAAACGUGCCUCCCUCUUCCCUGUCUUCCUCCUCUGUCUCACCUACAUACUCCAUGACUGUAAUAAUCUCCAUCAUGUCCAGCUUUGCCAUAUUCGUGCUUCUUACCGUAACCACUCUUUAUUGCUGCCGAAGACGAAAACAAUGGAAAAAUAAGAAAAGAGAAUCAGCGGCUGUAACCCUCACUACUCUUCCUUCUGAACUCCUGCUAGACAGACUUCAUCCCAACCCCAUGUACCAGAGGAUGCCACUUCUUUUGAAUCCCAAAUUGCUCAGCCUGGAGUAUCCCAGGAAUAACAUUGAAUAUGUGAGAGAUAUUGGAGAGGGAGCAUUUGGAAGGGUCUUUCAAGCAAGGGCUCCAGGCUUACUUCCCUAUGAACCUUUCACAAUGGUGGCAGUGAAGAUGCUCAAAGAAGAAGCCUCGGCAGAUAUGCAAGCAGACUUUCAGAGGGAGGCAGCCCUCAUGGCAGAAUUUGAUAAUCCUAACAUUGUGAAACUCUUAGGCGUGUGUGCGGUGGGGAAGCCCAUGUGCCUGCUCUUUGAAUACAUGGCCUACGGGGACCUCAAUGAGUUCCUCCGCAGCAUGUCCCCUCACCCCGGACGCAGCCUUAGUCCCAGCGACCUGACCCGCGGGGCGCAGGCCUCCAGCCCCGGCCCGCCGCCCCUUUCCUGUGCCGAGCAGCUGUGCAUCGCCAGGCAGGUGGCCGCCGGCAUGGCCUACCUCUCCGAACGCAAGUUUGUCCACCGGGAUUUGGCCACCAGGAACUGCCUUGUGGGUGAGAACAUGGUGGUGAAAAUCGCCGACUUUGGCCUCUCUAGAAACAUCUACUCAGCUGACUACUACAAAGCCAACGAAAACGACGCCAUCCCCAUCCGUUGGAUGCCCCCAGAGUCCAUCUUCUACAACCGCUAUACCACGGAGUCUGAUGUGUGGGCCUACGGGGUGCUCCUGUGGGAGAUCUUCUCCUACGGCCUGCAGCCCUACUACGGGAUGGCCCACGAGGAGGUCAUCUGCUACGUGCGGGACGGCAACAUCCUCUCCUGCCCAGAGAACUGCCCCCUGGAACUGUACAAUCUGAUGCGUCUGUGUUGGAGCGAGCUGCCUGCAGACAGGCCCAGUUUCACCAGUAUCCACCGAAUCCUGGAACGCAUGUGCGAGCGGGCAGAGGGGAGUGUGGGUGUCUGAGGUCGAAG
Messenger RNA from Delphinapterus leucas (beluga whale), 2658 nucleotides. It is a transcript of the gene MUSK, whose product is annotated as muscle associated receptor tyrosine kinase. The record is from RefSeq and is a predicted model, not a curated record. Gene Ontology annotation, biological process: protein phosphorylation; multicellular organism development; positive regulation of kinase activity. Gene Ontology annotation, cellular component: plasma membrane; signaling receptor complex. Lineage: Eukaryota; Metazoa; Chordata; Mammalia; Artiodactyla; Monodontidae. Gene Ontology annotation, molecular function: Wnt-protein binding; transmembrane receptor protein tyrosine kinase activity; ATP binding.